Colletotrichum chrysophilum is the source of this 1173-nucleotide messenger RNA. RefSeq lists its product as uncharacterized. NCBI's taxonomy places the organism in Eukaryota, Fungi, Ascomycota, Sordariomycetes, Glomerellales, Glomerellaceae. The transcript has 2 exons. The record is from RefSeq and is a predicted model, not a curated record. The coding region runs from base 1 to 1173 and encodes 390 amino acids. Gene Ontology annotation, molecular function: oxidoreductase activity, acting on paired donors, with incorporation or reduction of molecular oxygen; steroid hydroxylase activity; heme binding.
AUGUUCCGAAAGUCGACCGCCAUGAGCUCUGACAAAUUUGUGAUCAUGGUCUUGAAGAAGCUCCAGGGGUCACCUGAACAAGACGUCGCCAGGUUUGCCAAUGACAAAACGGGCCGACUGAAGACCCCAGAGGCGGGAUUUGAGAACGUGCCUGAGGACCAGCGCUACUGGCACACUUUACAUCAAAUUACCACAAAGAACCUUUCCAUCAUUGAGAACACAUCCCAGCUAGCCAGCAAGUAUAUCGACUUCCUGGGCGAGGCUUUGGAGAAACAGCCGUUGGGAGAAUGGUCAACGGUUCGGGUAUUUGAGUACCUGAGAAAAGACAUGGCAGAAAGUGCGGUCAAGUCACUCGCCGGCACUAGACUCUUGGAGAUCAACCCGGGAUUCAUCGACCAGUUCUGGAAGUUUGACGGCGUUUCCCACCAGGUCCUUAACGGCCUCCCGCAAUGGAUCAACCCGAAGCCGGCUCGAGAGCGAGACAAGCUCCUCGCGAUGACGGAGAAGUUCCUGAAUCAGGAGUUUGACAAAUUUGAUUGGCAUGGACUGGGCACAGAUACGUAUUGGGAACCGACUUUCGGCUGCGGCUACUCGCGCGAUCUUCAGAAGUGGACUUAUGACCAGAACAUGACGAUGCGAACACGUGCAGGGUUUCUUGCGAUGUCGAUCUUUGCGGUCAAUUCGAACACUGUGCCCGUCACAACGUGGUUCAUCAUGGAACUUCUCAAAGACCCGGGUCUCUUUGACGCAGUCCGUGCCGAGGCCUCUGAGGCGCUGUUGAUUGACCCCCAAACCGGGAAACGAGGAUUUGACUGUCAAAAGCUAAUUUCGUCGCCAUUGCUACAGUCGAUCUACAUCGAGUGCAUGCGGUUACACGUCUCUAUCGGGAUCACCCGGGAGAUCAUGGAAGACACGGUCUUGGACGGCUACCGCUUGAAGAAAGGGUCUCUAAUUCAGGCGCCAACGAACCUUGGGCAUCAGGAUGACGACGUUUGGGCUAGAGAUGGCCAUCCUGCAUCGGAGUUCUGGGCUGAGCGUCAUGUCAGGCACAUCCAGAAAGUUGAUGAAACCACAGGCGAGGUGAAGAUAGAAAAGAUGUUUGUCAUGGCAGGAAAGCAAAGUGACUUCUUUCCGUUUGGUAUGCAAGUCCCAUCUUUGAGAUAUACAGAGUAG